CCUACAAUUUAUUUUAUUUCAAUUUGUUAAUUUUAUAAUGAUUAUGGGAUUUUGAUGUGUCUGAAUUUUUUCAUGUUUUAAUGCCGGUCAAAUAAUAAUUAUUGGAAUAGGUAUCCGUGCUUUGAUUUUCCACGACUUUUAUAUAUAAGUCUGCAUGUUGCCAUGGAGUAUUGCCCUCCAAAUGUGACUCUAGCUGAAAUAUGGGUGGACCAUGGGAUAUCACAGUGUUUUAUGGAGACGGUCUCGGCCGUCUUCAUUGGUGGAUUCUUAAUAACCUUUGGGCUUUUUCAAAUUAUAAUGUAUAAAAGGUAUGCAACAGAAGUUACGGAUGUUCGGGCGUCUCGGAUGUUCGCUGUUCAAUUAUGUUUCACGCUAUUUGUACCUGUAUUGGCUGUGAUAAGAUUUAUUUUACAAGCAUUUGUGUUUAAAGCGGGGCAUAUCUAUGGUUAUAUGAUUGUAGCCCUAGUGAUCAACCUAAUAGUAUUUCCAAUGUCGGCCUACCUCGCAAUCUUAGAGAGGCGAUUUCUGCUGCCUUCUGUCCCACCUAGAGGUCACGGAUUUGUGCUAUUGGUCUUUUGGGCGAUGAUAUUCGUGUCAGAAAAUUUAUCAUUCUUGAAUAUUAAUAAAGAAGGAUGGUGGUGGCACCUGAAGGACCUCCAAGAUCGCCUGGAAAUGGCUUUGUUCGUUGGACGGUACGUGUCGUGUAUGAUUAUGUUUGUGUUGGGCAUGAAAGCGCCAGGCAUUAUGCACCAGUUUGAGUAUCUCGAGAGCGACGACCACCGCACCCAUAUCCCUCCCAGGGAUGACAACAGAUCAACAUUUCGCAACGUGUUUAGCAAACUGCGGACACUGUUACCGUUUCUCUGGCCUCGCAAGAGUUUCCUUCUUCAGUUAAAUGUCAUCAUCUGUAUCCUGGCACUAUUGGCGGGACGAGUCGUUAAUCUAUACGUACCUAUUUAUAGUAAAAAAAUAGUGGAUAGUCUGUCUAUACCGCCGCUGUACUUCCGUUGGGACCUGGUAGUCAUCUACGUAUUAUUCAAGUUCCUGCAGGGUGGUGGCACAGGUGGCAUGGGUUUCCUCAACAAUCUGCGAUCAUUCCUAUGGAUCAAAGUACAGCAAUACACGACAAGGGAGUUACAGUUAGAUCUCUUCAAACAUCUCCACGACUUGCCUCUAAAGUGGCACCUGUCUCGUAAGACCGGAGAAGUGCUAAGAGUGAUGGACCGAGGCACAGAUUCCAUAGACAACCUGCUUUCGUAUAUCCUCUUCUCUAUUACACCAACUAUAGUGGAUAUAAUUGUGGCGGUCGUGUAUUUUAUUGCUCAGUUCAAUAUGUGGUUUGGACUAAUAGUUUUCUCUACAAUGGUUUUGUAUAUAAUUGCUACGGUAGUAGUAACGGAAUGGAGAACGAAGUACCAACGCCGUAUGAAUCUUGCUGACAACGAACAGAAGGCGCGUUCUGUCGACUCGUUGCUCAACUACGAAACAGUCAAGUAUUAUGGCGCCGAAGGAUACGAAGUGAUUUCAUAUAGAGAGGCUAUUGUUAAUUUUCAGAAAGAAGAAUUCAGAUCAUUAAUUACACUCAACAUGCUGAACACAAUUCAAAAUAUUGUGAUUUGUAGUGGUUUACUGGCUGGUUCGUUGCUUUGUAUAUCGAUGGUAGUCAAGACGUCACAACUUACCGUCGGUGAUUAUGUGUUGUUCGCUUCCUACAUCGUGCAGUUAUAUGUACCGUUGAAUUGGUUCGGAACAUAUUAUAGGGCUAUCCAAAAAAACUUUGUGGACAUGGAGAAUAUGUUCGACUUAAUGCGCGUUGAUAACGACGUAAAAGACGCAAUAGGUGCACCCGAGUUGCUCGUUCGACGCGGCGGAAUCGAAUUCAAACACGUCUCCUUUGGCUACGGACCUGAGAAAUUAAUACUGAACAACAUCAGUUUCAAAGUCGCACCAGGCAGUACUGUCGCUUUGGUGGGUCCGAGUGGCGCAGGCAAGUCGACGGUGAUGCGGCUACUGUUUCGCUUCUACGACGUGAAUGAAGGUGCGGUACUAGUAGACGGACAGGACGUGCGGACCGUCACUCAGGCAUCAUUGCGCGCCAACAUCGGCGUUGUACCACAGGACACUGUGCUUUUCAAUAACACCGUACGAUAUAAUAUUCAGUACGGGAAAUUGACUGCAGAAUCAGCGGAUAUUAUAUCUGCUGCCAAGAAUGCUGACAUUCACGAUAGAAUACUUACAUUCCCUAAUGCUUAUGACACGCAGGUGGGCGAAAGAGGCCUACGUCUCAGUGGUGGUGAGAAGCAAAGGAUAGCUAUUGCGCGUACAAUCCUCAAGAACCCGGCUAUCGUUCUGCUUGAUGAGGCUACAUCUGCUCUGGACACCAACACGGAGAGAAAUAUACAGGCUGCGCUAGCUCGCGUAUGUGCUAAUAGGACUACGCUAAUAAUAGCACAUAGGUUAUCUACCAUUAUUCACGCUGACGAAAUCCUUGUACUCAAAGAUGGAGAAAUCAUUGAAAGAGGAAAUCAUGAAACUCUGCUUGCCCAAAAUGGUUUUUACGCGGGAAUGUGGCAACAACAAUUGGAGAGCAGAAAUGGUAAUGACAACAACAAUGGUGAAGGAAAUAACAAUAAUAGUGAAACCGCUCCCAGCCAGACUGAAGGAGUUAGCGCUUUUGGCCAUGGACACGGCCAUGGUGCUAUCUAGAUGUAAUACAUUCAUUGGAACUAUGUGAUAAUGCUAGUCGGCAACCGUAGUGCCACUAUCAUGAUUUCAUUAAUGAAAUUGUAGGGUUGACAAUUGUUCAUUGGGCCAAUUGGACAUGGCUGAACUUGACUGCAAACUGACAUGUAAAUAAAUAAAUUCUACCGUUUAUCGGCUCAUAAAACCACUUUGGCCUUGUAAUUAGUGCUGUAAGUGCAUAGUGUAAUCGCGAAUUUCAUCGUAGUGCACACCUCAGAACACAGUCGGUUGUACAUAAUGUAACAUUGUGAUAAUGUAACUAUAUUGUAUGUAGUAAUAUUAAUAUAUUUCGGUGGAAAAUUUUAUGUACUAUUUCAGUGUUAUUAAACUGUUUUUAUUAUGAU
Messenger RNA from Galleria mellonella (greater wax moth), 3086 nucleotides. It is a transcript of the gene Hmt-1, whose product is annotated as ATP-binding cassette sub-family B member 6. Gene Ontology annotation, molecular function: ATP hydrolysis activity; ABC-type heme transporter activity; heme binding. Lineage: Eukaryota; Metazoa; Arthropoda; Insecta; Lepidoptera; Pyralidae. Bases 163 to 2706 code for a protein of 847 amino acids. Gene Ontology annotation, biological process: heme transport; transmembrane transport. The transcript has 17 exons. Gene Ontology annotation, cellular component: membrane. The record is from RefSeq and is a predicted model, not a curated record.